This is a messenger RNA of Nothobranchius furzeri (turquoise killifish), 3682 nucleotides long. It is a transcript of the gene aip, whose product is annotated as aryl hydrocarbon receptor interacting protein. The record is from RefSeq and is a predicted model, not a curated record. Gene Ontology annotation, molecular function: peptidyl-prolyl cis-trans isomerase activity; protein binding. Lineage: Eukaryota; Metazoa; Chordata; Actinopteri; Cyprinodontiformes; Nothobranchiidae.
GAUGGCGCGCCGGAAGCCUGCCUAAACGGCGACGGACCGCCUCAUUCUUGGUUUCAGUCGGUAAACAUCGGUAUUUUCCGUAAACCAUUAAGGAUGGAGGAAGAGGCACGCAAGCUUUUCGAAGAGGGAAUAGUAAAGAAACUGAGAAGUCCUGGAAAAGGAGAGCUGUCGACCUUUCCGAAUGGAACCAAGGUCGUCUUUCACUACCGCACAAGCCUGUGUGAUGGCACGGUUCUGGAUGACUCCAGAACCAUGGGUGGACACAGCAAACCUAUGGAGCUCAUCCUGGGCAAGAAAUUCAAACUGGCUGUAUGGGAAAGAGUACUCAUCACUAUGAAAGAAGGGGAGAUUGCAGAAUUUACCUGCGAUACCAGGCACACUUCACUGUACCCGCUGGUGUCCCAGUCACUGAGGAACAUAAGUGUUGGUAAGGACCCUCUGGAGGGCCAGAGGCAUUGCUGCGGCAUUGCUCAGAUCCACUCCCACCACUCAUUAGGACAUAAAGAUCUGGAUCACCUUCAGGCCAGCCCACAGCCUCUUGUCUUCACUAUUGAGCUACUAGAGGUUCUUCCUCCUGGUUCCUUCCAGCUGGAUAUGUGGGCCAUGAGUGACAAAGAGAAGCUUGACCUCGUGCCUCACAUUCAUGAAGAAGGAAAUGUGCUCUUCAAACAAGGCAAAAUCAAGGAGGCAUCAGAGAAGUACUACAAUGCCAUUGCCUGCCUCAAAAAUCUACAGAUGAAGGAGCAUCCUGGAGCUGAAACCUGGGUGAAAUUAGACCUUAUGAUCACGCCACUGCUUCUCAACUACUGUCAGUGCCAGUUGCUGCAGGGCCAGUACUACGAGGUCAUCGAACACUGCUCCUCCUUGGUCUUCAAAUACGAGGAUAACGUGAAGGCCUACUAUAAACGAGCCAAAGCGCAUGCGGCCGUGUGGAAUGAGAACGAGGCUCGAGCCGACUUCGCCAAGGUGCUGGAGCUGGAUCCGUCUCUGGAAGCCUCCGUGAACAAGGAGCUGAAGACCAUGGAGGAGAGGAUCCGCUCCAAGCAGCAGGAGGAGAAAGGGCGUUACAAGGGCCUGUUUGACUUCAACACACGGCCAGCUACUGCCACCACAGGCUGAACCUUGUAGCAGAUCAGGCUGCCAGCGAAUUUCAAGACUGAGGAGAAAUAUGAGACUUGAGAUGUUCUUGGUGUUUUGAUUUUAUCUGCACUUAAGCCAAACAUGCUGCCAACCCGCUCCCCAUCAGGCACACACACCAACACCACGAGCAUUUGUCCUCUGAAUCCACGCUCUGUGAAUGUGAAGCUCUGAUUGGAUCAAAACGUCUGUAAUGGCCCGCGUUGGUUCAGCGCAGCGUAUUUUCCACUUUAAGGGAACACGUCAUCUUGUAUUUAUUACAAAGCCUUUAAAGGUUUUGCAAAUGUCAAGUUUUGGUUAAAAUUCUGCUCCCUGUAGUGAGCGUCCAGAGUUUAGAGAUCUGCAAGAAUUCUCAAAAGACAACUUGUUUUUCCUCUCAUCAGUUUAUCAACAGCUUUUAUUAUAAAUACUAAAACCAUAGCACUUGUAACCAGGAGGUUAUGCAUAGCCUUUUUCCUUUUUUAUAUAUCUGCAAAGCUAUUAUGUAAUACUGGAGUAAUCCCUUUUGUCACAUCUUCAUGUCCACCCUGUUAUUUCACCAGUGAGUUCAAAGGUUAGACACGGAGCCCGACUGGUCUAACGAUCACUAAAUGAAACAACGAUUUGUUUGCUUCUCUGUUCUCCCCCGUGUGUUUAUGUCCAGGGUUGGGCAUCAUUUGAAUUUGAACGAUUCCUACUCUUUGUUUGGAUCCAGAUUUUUUCGGGGGUCAAACUUUUAACCGAGCCACCUAACCACAGGUCUGACUUGAUGAAAUGGUCUGAGCUUCUCCAUGAAUUUUAAUUUGAUGAACUUUCUGAAGUGAAGCCACACUUGGAACACAAUGAUGCAAACGCUUCUGGCAGAUCCUUGGAUUCUUCUUCGACGGUAUUGGGAAACUAGGAACCGAUUUAUGAUUUGAAAGAUUCAAAAGGGGUUUUAAUGACGCCAAUUAGACUACUUUGGUUUCUUGAAGACGCUUGCUUCUCAUCCGAGGAGGUUUGUCAAUUCUGACUGGAAUAUUGGAGGGUCAAGCUUAUGAGCUGUAGCCGUUUACCUUUGCUUAACAAGCCGAAACUACUUAUGAAUACCCCCUUCUCCUGAUGAGUUGUCAGGGUCGUUAGCCUCUAUUGUGAGGGAGUCCUGUUGAUUAGAUGCAUGAGGGUGUGACUAAUCAAUACAACUCCCAUAUCACGGUUAGAAUUUCCAAAGCUCCUCAGAUGAAAAGCAAACAUCUUCAAGAAACUGAAAGAGUCCAUUUGCCUUCAUUCAAACCCUUUUGAAUUAUCGCGACUUGGAUGACUGAGAACAUUCACCAGCAUUUUGAAAGUUUCUGGGAAAAACUGAUAAAUCAGUCCUGGUAACAAAAUGAUGCUUGAUGCCCAACCGUACUUAUGUCAUGUAUUUAAUGAAAAUGCACCCAUUGUUUUGUUUGUGAAGGAUGUACUCUGCACAUUUCCCCUCUUAAGAACUUUUUAUUCAUCUUUGGAAAACUCCAUCUGCAGCUUUUCUGGAGUGUUUGUGUUUAUACAUAUAAAAGUAUACUUGUUUAUCCCCACACUUGUCUUUUAAAGUGAAAUUUCUCAAAAGUGAUCAUUGAAAUAUAAAUGCAGAAACAGAUCAUAGGUUACUUAUUAGAAUGUUUUGCAGCUUUUAUUUAUUUUUGACUGUAUUAUAACUCAUACUAGUUGCUAUGGAAGGUUUUUGGUUAUCUUAACAGUUUAAGGAUUUUCAAUCACAAAUUUUUACCAAAAGAUGAAUUUGUAUAAGCUCCCCCAAAAACAGAAAACAUAGAAAAGUUAUUUUCUUCUUAUUUAAUUAAGAUAUACAUACUGAACUGCAAAAAUUGGUUUUACAAAAUGUCUUUAACAAACUGACUUGAGAUGCAAAUAGGUUUUUCGGGAAUGAGAGAAAUUAAUGUGAGCUUACACAAAAAAAUAAAAACAAAGGGACAGGAGUCAUAAAGCUGACGUUCUUAGUCACCCGUCAUCAUUACACAAACACUCACUGCUGCUCAUUUUACGUGAGUUCUACACAGAACAAGUACAAAAUUUUGUUUCGCAAAAUCUAAAUGUUGCAAAAAUUAUAAUGAACUUGGUGAAAUGCAGUAACGUGGCGCUCCUAGAAAAGCACGAGGUGGAAGGAUGAAGGCUGGCUGAAAAAGUAUCCAAUAAGAAGGAUGAUGAGGAGCUGCUAAAAGAGGAGAGUGUCCGGUGAAGGGAUGUUUAUUCAGGAAGGGUUAUGUUCGAGCGCUUCUCUCUGUUUCUGCAAGACACUCCCUGACCAGAGCACGGGCGUGGAUUAUACCUGCAAAAACCAAACACACACAUCCUUUUAAGUCAACAGGAUCAGACUAUUACCUGCAGUGGCUAAUGCUCUGUUUUUAUGGCUGCAGUUAAAGGAAAACACAAAUCCACCACUCAGCACCAACCCAAGAUAAAUACCUCUCUUUAGCCUCUCCAUUGCACUCUUGCUGCCAGCAUACGUAGGCCUGAUCUCACGACUCAUCUCCUCGAUGACAGACAGAAGUUCACUGUAGGUGGACCCCUGGGACACUUUGACCGGCUG